CGCGCGGAUGCGGCGGGUUCCUCUCCCGGCGGGCCGAGGGGUUGCGCGCACACGAGCGAGCCGCCGUGACGUGCUCCGCCGUGCUACGCCAGACAUCACGGGUCUCUGUGUAGUGGCGGCCCGGCUGUCCUCAGCCGCAUCGCCUGGCGAGGGUGGCGCGGCGUUCGCGGGUGGUGCAGCCGGCGACAAAGACGACCCACGGCGGACGAUCCGGUGGCAGAGUCGGCGCUUCCGCUUCGCUGCUUCUCCGGCCCCCGACGACGCGGGCCCGUGGCUUCCUCCUCAUCGGCCCAGCUUACCCCGCGGGCCCCGGGGCUGCAGCUAUCCUGAAGCGGUAAAGAGGCCCCGGGCCGCGCGCCCGCUGCCCCAUGUGAAGCAGGUUGGGCCUGGUCCCCGGCCCGCGCCCGGUUUCUGCCGCGGCCCUUCGGGCCUCCGGGGCCCAGUGAGGCGCCGCUCCUGGGGGGCGCGGUGACAGGCCGUGCGGGGGCGGAGGGGCCAGCUCGGUGGCCUCCUCUCGGCCCUCGGCUCCGCGAUCCCCGCCCAGCGGCCGGCAAUAAAUAAUGUUGAUAGGAGAACCAUUUCCCUAAUUUCCAAAUUACUAAGCUGGUCGUCAUAAUGGAUGAUCAGCAAGCUUUGAAUUCAAUCAUGCAAGAUUUGGCUGUCCUUCAUAAGGCUAGUCGGCCAGCAUUAUCUUUACAGGAAACUAGAAAAACAAAACCUUCAUCACCAAAAAAACAGAAUGAUGUCCGAGUCAAAUUUGAACACAGAGGAGAAAAAAGAAUCCUGCAGGUUACCAGACCAGUUAAACUAGAAGAUCUGAGGUCUAAGUCUAAAGUUGCCUUUGGGCAGUCUAUGGAUCUACACUAUACCAACAAUGAGCUGGUAAUUCCAUUAACUACUCAAGAUGACUUAGACAAAGCUGUGGAACUGCUGGAUCGGAGUAUUCACAUGAAGAGUCUCAAGAUAUUACUUGUAAUGAAUGGAAGUACACAGGCAACUAAUUUAGAACCAUCACCGUCAUCAGAAGAUUUGACUAAUACACAGCUUGGUGCAGAGAGGAAAAAGCGGUUAUCUGUAGUAGGUACCACUAGUAGAGAUAGAAGUUCCCCUCCCCCAGGAUACAUUCCAGAUGAACUACAUGAGAUAGCCCGGAAUGGGUCAUUCACUAGCAUCAACAGUGAAGGAGAAUUCAUUCCAGAGAGCAUGGACCAAAUGCUGGAUCCAUUGUCUUUAAGUAGCCCAGAUAAUUCUGGCUCAGGAAGCUGUCCAUCACUCGAUAGUCCUUUGGAUGGAGAAAACUAUCCAAAAUCACGGAUGCCUAGAGCACAGAGCUACCCAGAUAAUCAUCAGGAGUUCUCAGACUAUGAUAACCCUAUCUUUGAGAAGUUUGGAAAAGGAGGAACAUAUCCAAGAAGGUAUCAUGUUUCAUAUCAUCAUCAAGAGUAUAAUGAUGGUCGUAAGACUUUUCCAAGAGCUAGAAGGACCCAGGGCACAAGCUUCCGGUCUCCUGUGAGUUUCAGCCCUACUGAUCACUCCUUAAGCACUAGUAGUGGAAGCAGCAUCUUCACUCCAGAGUAUGACGAUGGUCGAAUAAGAAGAAGAGGAAGUGACAUAGACAAUCCUACAUUGACUGUCACAGACAUCAGCCCACCCAGCCGUUCUCCUCGAGCUCCAGCGAACUGGAGAUUGGGCAAACUGCUUGGCCAGGGAGCAUUUGGUAGGGUCUACCUCUGCUAUGACGUUGACACCGGAAGAGAACUGGCUGUUAAACAAGUUCAGUUUAACCCUGACAGCCCGGAGACCAGCAAGGAAGUAAAUGCACUUGAGUGUGAAAUUCAGUUGUUGAAAAACUUGCUGCAUGAGCGAAUUGUUCAGUAUUAUGGUUGUUUGAGGGAUCCUCAGGAGAAAACACUCUCCAUCUUCAUGGAGUAUAUGCCAGGGGGUUCAAUUAAGGACCAACUAAAAGCAUAUGGAGCUCUUACUGAGAAUGUGACUAGAAAAUACACCCGUCAGAUUCUGGAGGGAGUCCAUUAUUUGCACAGUAAUAUGAUUGUCCAUAGAGAUAUCAAAGGAGCAAAUAUCUUAAGGGAUUCCACGGGCAAUAUCAAAUUAGGAGACUUUGGGGCUAGCAAACGGCUUCAGACCAUCUGUCUCUCAGGCACAGGAAUGAAGUCUGUCACUGGUACACCUUAUUGGAUGAGUCCUGAGGUCAUUAGUGGAGAAGGCUAUGGCAGAAAAGCAGAUAUUUGGAGUGUAGCAUGUACUGUGGUAGAAAUGCUAACUGAAAAGCCACCUUGGGCUGAAUUUGAAGCAAUGGCUGCCAUCUUUAAGAUUGCCACCCAGCCAACAAACCCGAAGCUACCACCUCAUGUCUCAGACUAUACUCGAGACUUUCUCAAACGGAUUUUUGUAGAGGCCAAACUACGACCGUCAGCUGAGGAGCUCUUGCGACACAUGUUCGUGCAUUAUCACUAGCAGCCGGCAGCUUCUGUGCCUCCACCAGCUCCAUCUUCGAGUUCACCUUCUCUCUUACUGCACUUUCCUUUUUUUAUAAAAAUGAGAGAUGGGGAGAAAAAGACAAGAGGGAAAAUAUUUCUCUUGAUUCUUGGUUAAAUUUGUUUAAUAAUAAUAGUAAACUAAAUUUUUUAUAUUUAAUCUUUUUCUUUACAAGAACUUGAAAGUUUUUUUUAAAAUUUUUAUAAUGUACUGAUGUGGUUCAGAGAUAUAAGCACUUUAGUACAUAGUUGCUCUUUUUAGUACAAACAAAUCAUGUGGAAUAUAUAAAGAUUGUAGUCUUGCCUGUAUCACUGACAUGGGAGACAAAGAGAAGAAAGUGAUGUUCAAUUUGUAGUUUUUAGUGAUAGUAUUUAAAUAGAUCCUUAUUUGUGGGGUUUAGGGUAGGUACUCAACUUAAAGAAUAUAGGUUCCUUCUUAUAUCUGUAUUCUUUAGAUCCUAACCUCUGUCUGUCAAGCUCUUUUGCUCAGUAGGAAUCUUGAAUAGAAGAUGAGAAUCUCUAAGAGGUAUGUUUGUUAAUCCUAGGCAGUAUAAUAGGCAAAUACACUAUAGUGGAUCCAUAUUACUGGAAUCUAUAAACCUUGAGAGAUAGCUUCUUGCUUAAAAAUACUGUUGUAUUUGAAAGCAGGUUAUGUGCAGCCAACGACUAAAUUCAACUAAAACACAGACGACUGUUCAUUAAAUGUGUGAGCAGUAGAGGAGACCAUAUUUGCCAGUCAGUAGAAACAAUGGAAAAAACAAAUCAAGUGUCAUUCAGUGUAUUUUAAACGUUAUUUACUUGAGGGGAAAGUUCCCAAAAUGAAGGGAACUGAGAAAUAAUAAAAAUUGUGUAUCAUAUCUUUCUAUUUCAAUCCCCUGGUUUCCCAUAUUUGCAGUCUUUAGCUCAAAUACCCAUCUGUUAAAGCUCCUGUCAUGAAAUAAAACCCUUGUUCUUGUGAUCACAGAGUGCUAAGCCAGAGGCACCUCAGAAGAGCAAACAUCAGGUAACACUGAGGGCAGUGGUGGGGAGUCAUUUCACUUGGCAUUUGGCAAGGUACUACUAGCAUCUAGUGGGUGGGGGUUGGGGGUGCUGCUAAACAGACUGUAGAAUACAAGGACUCCCUUCUCAGAAAUUAUCCUGCCACAGAUGGUAUAAGUGCCUAGAAUAAAAACCCAGUUAUAAGCUGAAAGCAGCCAUUCACAAAUCAGUAAAAACAUUUCAGAGGAAAGAUGUAGGGCAAAUGAGGGUCAAAAGAGUCAGGGAUGAACAGCCCCAUCACAGCAGAUAACAGACGGUCCUUUGACAGCUGCUGAUUGCACUUGAAUCACUAACUCUCUCACUUUAGAAAUAAUGAAUUCGAGUAUUGAACCUUUUGAAUUUAGCAUCUCUGUAUAUUCUUUCCUAAAAGUCAGUUCCUCCUUCUAGGCCCAGAAAAGUACACCAAAACAAAGUGUUUACUAGCAGUGGGAAGAUUAAAACACUGCCAGAUAUUUACAGUGUAAGCAUCUACUUAGAGCCAUGUCAUUAAAUGGAAAGAUUGAUCUGGAGAGGAUCCCGCUGUCUAGUAGAAUUAUGAGAUUUAAAAAACAUGAAGGUAUCAGUAAUUUGGCCACUUCUAAAUUUUUCAGCAUAUUAAACCGAGUACUAAGUAGUUUAUUUUCCAAAGUCUAGACGCUAACACUCUUCCAGGAGACCCUAAUGGAAUGCUUUUCAUCAGAGGAGACAAAGAUUCUGAUUUCAUUGUUGUUAUUACAAGGUAUAUUCAUUUAGAUAUCUUUUAAGUACUUUGCUUCUGAAGUUAUGUAGAUCCGGCAUUAAUGUAUCAAGAGCCUAUCCGGCAUAGCCUGUAAUAGUUUUUGAAAUUCCAGUAGUGUAAGAGUCAAAGCAGAAAAUAUUAGUUAACACUUCUCCUGCAUACUAUAAAGCAAAGGAAGCCCUUACAAAGACUAAACAUCAGGUGCCUCCCACUUCGGCAAACCUAAUGUGUGGGUGUGUUGUAAUUUCUUUAUCUCUUAUGAGUGAGGACAUCUUUUCUACUUGAGCAAAGUCAUGGUACCUGGAUUGCUGGGGUUUUAUUUUGUUUGUUUGUAUUGUUGUUUCUUUGUGUCUAGUCUGGUUGUGAUUUCCUUUUGACUCAUUUUUGGUCCAUCAGGGUAAUGUGCAGUACAGAAGAGAGACAAACACUCUUCAAAAAGAUAAUUGCACACUGGAAAUCAAAGCAACUGUUAGCUUUUUAACAGUCUUCUAUUUCUUUCCUAAAUUCAAUAGUAAAUAGUUGUAUCAGAAUACUUUUGCUUUAUAAGAAAAAUAAAAUUAUAAAGACUUAAAAAUAGACUAAUAGUUUACAGAGUUAUUAUAUGGAAUAUGAUGUGAAUUUAUUUCAGACCAGUUAUGAAGGUACCAAAAACACAAUGAAAGUUUAUAUACAUACAUACAUGUAUGUGUGUGUAUAUACAUACACAUGUAUAAAAGUACAGACACACACACACACUUGUGUGUGUAUAAAAGCAAAUGCUCCGUGUGUGUGUGUGUGUGUGUGUGUGUGUUUGUAUAAAGCAAACCCUGCUAGAGCCAAAAAGCUCGAAGUAGAUGGGGUAUGGGACAUGGAAGGUCAAUAGUAAAUUUUAAAAAAAGAAAUUUUUUGAAAGGAAACAGUUUAGUCAAAGGAAGUAAAAUAUUACACUCCAUUUUUUUUUCUGCCUAAAUCUGUUUUGUGUUUUUAAUGCACAACUGAUUCUUUGGUACGGCAAUGUUUCUUUGUGGCUGGAAAAUGGCCAGACUGCUGACUUUGUGCCUUUAAAUGCAUUCUGCUUUGCCAGUAGCAGACUUCCGGUGCUGGACCCAGUUCCACUAGCAGCGUCAGAUGUGCUUCCAGGAAGCACCUUCUGCUUAGGCCCUGAGAGAUUCAAAGUGGCAUGACAGGACUGAGUCAAGCGGAAGACAUUUUGCAGUAAAUCAAAAGUAGUUGAAUAAAAGAGUUGGAAAACACAACUAACACAAUUUUGGAUGGAUUGGUAUUUAAAUGUAUUGAAGUUUUACAUACUUUGAGGUUUUCAGAAUGAAUGCCUUGAACAAUUUCAGCACUUUUCCUUGUUUACAAAAAUAUAUCUCUAACUUUAGAAACAUCUAUAAUUGCCUUAGAAAGUAUUAAGAGGCACAAUCUACAACAUGUGAGAAGUCGAAUAUUAAUGCACAUGCUGGUCUAUAAAAGGAAUUUAAAACUUUCAUUCCAGAGUAAAUUGAAUUGACUUUCAUUUGAGUCUUACCUUGUUCCUAAUAGAAAUUACAUAAAAAGUAAAAAUACAUUUUUAGAGUAGCUUUCUGCUACUAAGUUCUGACAUUGUUCAGGUCUGAUCUGUACUAUUUCUGAAAUAGGGUUACCAUAAAAUACGUGAAAUCGCUAAGAAAAUAAAAUCAAACCUGAAUAGAUUGGCAGAUGACCCAGCAUGAUGCAGACUCCUUGACUAAUGGCACAGUUCAUGCCAGAGGUUUUAUUUGGGGUCUGAGAACCUUUAUAUAAAUUCAGCUGGAGUCAACCAGGUGUACAAAUAUAUGUUUUAUUUUAAUUUGUGUUUUUGAAGUCAGGGUCCUCACUAUGUGGUUCCAGGCUGGCCUGGAACUUCAGUGCUCUGCCUCCACCUCCAGGUGCUGGGAAAACAGGCAUGUGCCACUAUACCCAGCUUUGUCCAGUUUUUUUAAAAAUAGGGUCAAUCUUCUUCAUUUUUUACUCAAUAAUUGUGAUGUAUUAUGUCAUAUUAAAUUAAUAUCCUUCAGGAAGUUACAGUCGAGGAUAAGUAUGGGCAGACAGUUAGUUUAUGGCAUACCCUAACUCUGAAAGUUUAGCAGUGAUGUUUAAAAUGCUAGCAUUUUUAUAUGGAAUAAUAAGGAAGAAAUUGUUUGGGUAAUUGUUGGCUAUUGUAGCCUCCAAAGACAUUAACAAGAAGGAUUAGAGUAAAACUAUCCCCUUAUCCCAGUUUAUACAACCUCUCUGUCCGAACCUGUUCUCACUACGCAACACAACCGGACUGUUCCACCACAACGGAACAUUUAUUCCUUAGCACACUGUAUUGGGGUUCUCCCUGACCCUGCUGUUGUUACAGUUUUAGUUUAUUAUUUAGAUAAUAAGGGGAAAAAUGCCAAGUUUUAUUUUGGGGUGUUGAAAUACCCAAAAUAUUUGAUAGAGGUUGAACUCGCACCAAGUGUUUAUUAUGCUACAUCAGAUUUUUUUUGAGACCCUAUUGUUUUAUCAUUAAAUUUGGCAUUUACUUUUAGAUGUAACAUUCAUAUUUAUUUAACUUUAACACUGGUUAAACUUCAAUGGAAAGCAAUUUGUUAAUUUUUAGUAGUGCCUUUUUCUCUGUAUGCCUUAAUUUUAUUUUAUAUGUGUAAUUGAAAUUACCUAACAAAAUGAAGUUUUCCAAAAUCACUAGGCCUCAAUAGUUUAUUUGGCCUUAGACUGUGUGUUGGUCCUUAUGUGUUUCUUAAUGCUUAUUUCCUACUCUACCCUUUCUACCUCCUUUAAAAAAGUUAGGAGAGAAACAGCAGCAUUAUCUGAUUGCAAUCUCCACUAGAUGUGAAGUCCUAAAAUAACUACAGAAAGGUAUUCUCAUUCUAAAAGACAUAAUAAAUUAAUUUGGGGGUUGAUUACUUGAUUUUCAGUUAUAUUGUCACUGUCCAAGGUUUUUUUGUGUAUUAUUAUUUGGUUAUGAUUUUCAUAGAACUAGGGUUGUUGUCUUGCCCUAAAGAACUCCUUUAACAAAAGUUGAGGCAAUGAGCAAGAAAUCCAGGGACAGCAAAUUCUAAUCCUUAGUGUUGAGUAUUUUGACUAAUAUUCUAGCUUACUGUUAUGUGAAGUGCGUGGUGUGCGUGUGUGUGUGUGCGUGUGUAUUUGGAGCUGGGGCAGGGGUAGGAAAGAAGGUGUAGUUAGUUGUUCAGUUAGAUCUGUCUCUGUUCUUGGAAGAACAACUGAAAAUGUAUGAUCUACUAAUUUGGGGUGAGAAUGAUCAUCCUCAAGUAGGCAUGCCAGUAUAUUUUCCGUAAGUAGCUAGUACAAAUGAUUGUUUAAUAAAGGUAUUUAUUGUAAAUUGCCAAGCUCUUAGUUGCUAAAAGUAGAUUAAAAUUCAAUUUGUGCGUUUGUGUGUAUAAUAACUAGCUUAUAUAUAAUUCUUAAAUAGAAAAUAUUCAAUCUUAGAUAUUUCUUCAUGAACUUUUUGGAAUAGAAAUUCUGCCAGACAUUAUCUAACCUAACCAGCUUCCUUAGCUUACCAAAUCAUUAAAAGGACAUAUUAUUAUACCUCUCUUUGGUUGGCUAAGGAAGGUGUGCUGUGAUGUCACUGUUCCUACUUCAUAGUCAUCUUUAGUGUUGCUUUGACUUCUCUCAUCAACUAGACAGGAUGCAUUAAGAGCUGUGGAAAUGCCAGGACCAUCCUUCUCUGCCUCUCCAUUCUCUCCAUUCAGAACUGGAGAUGACAUGCUUUCGGGAGAACCUAGACAGUUCUUUUCUUAGAGGUACUAAGUGUAGUUAGGUUGAGCUUCAAGGGAGGAGUCAAAGCUCCAGUAAAGACUAACUUGUAUCCAUUGCCUGUAUACAGUCUUAUAUAAUUCUUCAUGUUUUUUGUGUUUGUGUAUUUUAGUAGACAGUCAUAAGGUAUUAAUCAUAAGGUAUUGUUUCCUAACAGCAAAGACAUUAAACAAGAGAAUACUCCUGUC
Arvicola amphibius (Eurasian water vole) is the source of this 8204-nucleotide messenger RNA. RefSeq names its product mitogen-activated protein kinase kinase kinase 2 (gene Map3k2). The coding region runs from base 616 to 2475 and encodes 619 amino acids. Lineage: Eukaryota; Metazoa; Chordata; Mammalia; Rodentia; Cricetidae. Gene Ontology annotation, biological process: protein phosphorylation. The record is from RefSeq and is a predicted model, not a curated record. The transcript has 17 exons. Gene Ontology annotation, molecular function: protein binding; ATP binding; protein kinase activity.